Molecule: messenger RNA, 498 nt
Organism: Rotaria sp. Silwood1
Lineage: Eukaryota; Metazoa; Rotifera; Eurotatoria; Philodinida; Philodinidae
Source: the annotation of a GenBank genome assembly
AUGUUUGGAGAAACAGUCAAUAAUAUUAUUGGACGAACAGUCAAUCCUUACAAUCGAUUGCUUGCAUGUGGCGGAUCCAGUGGUGGUGAAGGUGCACUACUUGCACUUCAUGGUAGUUCAGUGGGUGUUGGUACAGAUCUUGCAGGAUCAAUUCGUAUACCAGCAUCAUCCAGCAAUUUAUGGAAUGCAUGGAUUUUGCCUGUAGCUUCAUGUUCUGCUGUUAAACAUGAUGAUUUCAAAUAUUUUGGCUAUACUGGAGUGAUUAAUCUACUUGAUUGGCCAGCAACGACUAUAUCUGUGACAUUUGCUGACAAAGACAAAGAUAUCAAGAACAUGCAAUACAAAAGUAUGAGUGAUCUUGAUAAGGAGACAUAUAAAGCUUAUGAUUCUGAUAUUUAUGAUGGGGAACCUGUAGGAAUUCAAUUAGUAGGCAAACGAUUUCAAGAAGAAUAUUUACUUGGCUUAGCUGAACAGAUCGGCGAAGCUUUAGUGGCCUAA